Tilletiopsis washingtonensis is the source of this 1060-nucleotide messenger RNA. RefSeq lists its product as hypothetical. The transcript has a single exon. NCBI's taxonomy places the organism in Eukaryota, Fungi, Basidiomycota, Exobasidiomycetes, Entylomatales. Bases 56 to 1033 code for a protein of 325 amino acids. The record is from RefSeq and is a predicted model, not a curated record.
CACCUUCUUGUUCUCCCUGCGCUGGCGCAACUUCCUCUCUCUUUCGAUACCAAGCAUGCAUGCCUUCAACUUGCUUCUGCCCGUCACCGCGCUGGUCGCGGCGACGCUGGCACAGCCCAUUGACGACGCCGGCAGCCUGGAGCGCCGCGUCGUGCUGACGCCCGAGCUGGCGCAGCAGAUCGAGGCCAACGGCGGCUUCCGCACGCCGCUCGCCACCAUCAACGGGCGCCCGCUGAGCAUCAAGAUGGCCGGCCGCGGCCUCGGCGCCAGCCCGGAGGACGACGUCGAGCUGGCACGCCGCUACUUUGCGCCCGAGCUGGAGCAACAGCUCAUGAACUCUGGCCACCUGCCGCCUCCGCCUGACCACUCCAUCCACGGCGUGCGCCCGCUCAGCGUCAAGCCCAAGCUCGAGGACGCCGACGACGAGGCGGCCAAGCUGGACCGUCGCAUCGUCAUCACGCCCGAGAUGCAGCAGCAGCUCGCCGCCGAGGGCAAGACGGCGCCGUUUUUCCCGCAGAUACCGGAGAUUGGGCCCAACCACGUCCGACCGCAGGUGCUGCGCCGCCGCGAGUACGACGUCGAGCCGAAGCGGCGCCUCACCUCGUCCUUUGGCUGUCACCCACCAGAGUGCGUGGCGUCGCCGCCGCCGGGCUACGACGCGUCAAAGACCAAUCUCUUCGCCGACCCCAAUGUCUUUCGCCGUCUGCUGUCGUUCAAGCCCGAGCCCAAGCCCGACGACAACGAGCCCAAGCCCGACGACAAGCAGCGCUGGGAGGAUCUGGUCAAGGCUUUGAAGGGCAUCAUGCCCGGCAUGAAUCAGCACGAUGCGUCGCCAGUGCGGCGCCUCAACCCUGCCAUGGCUGUUCCUGAGGGCGAGAAGCCAAAGCCCGAGCCUUCACCCGAGGACAAGAAGCGCUUCGAGGCCCUGCUCAAGGCGCUCAAGAGCAUCGUGCCCGGCAUGAAGCAGCGCGACGCUGCCCGCGCGCCGACGGUGCACGACGCAGUCGUGCGCAGCCCUCACCCGCUCUCGUAGUGACCUGCUCUUGCAAUGCAUGCGUAU